This is a messenger RNA of Aphanomyces astaci, 711 nucleotides long. RefSeq lists its product as hypothetical. Lineage: Eukaryota; Oomycota; Saprolegniomycetes; Saprolegniales; Verrucalvaceae. The transcript is spliced from 2 exons. The coding region runs from base 284 to 670 and encodes 128 amino acids. The record is from RefSeq and is a predicted model, not a curated record.
GCCAGAAGCCGCCAUGAACAAUGGGUACUUCAAACCCCUGAGCAUAUCGGUGGCGGCGUUGACAAUUGUACAAGGAUUCGGAACGGCAUUAGAGUCUGCAACCAACAACACGUUAUCGUCAUGUAAGUCUGGUUUUGAGUAGCAAUCGAUGCUCAUGAGAGUAUGGUGGUAGUAUUUCUCGGACUCAACCUCGUGCUUGUGGGCGUGUGGCUUCUCUUCCACGAGUUGCAUCCUGCGUUGGCUCCAUUUGACAUGGCCAAGUGGCUGCCCUUCUUGCAAACCCAUGUUGGCAAGUCGUUUGUGUUUCAAUUCGUGGCAUUUUUGUCCACCGGGUCGUACUUUGGCGACGUUUGGAACUCGUUUGCAUUUUGGUGGCAGCUUGGCGUGGCUGGUGCGUACAUGUACUGCCACGUCGCGUCGUCACAUCGCGUUGACACGGAAUCCAGUCAUGACAGUCUCUUGCUCCAUGACUACCAGAAACUCGAUGUCCAAGCCAUGUAAGUUAGCAGUAACACCCAACAACCUCCAACGACAUGUACUUACUACUUGUCCAGUGACGUCAUUGCUUUCUGCUUUCCCGUGGCUACAUGGCGGUGCUACCAUCGUCAGCAUCACCUUUGGCAGAUUACUCUUCCAUCGCAACUCCAGUAACUUAGUACUGUACUACUAAGGCCGCACUCUGCAUUAGGCCGAAAAGUCGAUACAUACUUA